This is a messenger RNA of Arvicola amphibius (Eurasian water vole), 1164 nucleotides long. RefSeq names its product HLA class II histocompatibility antigen, DP beta 1 chain. Gene Ontology annotation, cellular component: MHC class II protein complex; membrane. Gene Ontology annotation, molecular function: MHC class II protein complex binding. Gene Ontology annotation, biological process: immune response; peptide antigen assembly with MHC class II protein complex; antigen processing and presentation of exogenous peptide antigen via MHC class II. The transcript is spliced from 6 exons. The record is from RefSeq and is a predicted model, not a curated record. Bases 173 to 946 code for a protein of 257 amino acids. NCBI's taxonomy places the organism in Eukaryota, Metazoa, Chordata, Mammalia, Rodentia, Cricetidae.
GACUCAUAGGAAGCUCAAGCCUGAUUGGUUCUUUCCUCAGACUCUGUCUGAUUCUGGGGUCAUAGUAGACAACUUUCGCCACAGUCUCUACUGUUCACCCGGGAGCCCAGCUUAGGGAGUCCUCCUUCCCCUGCUACUAUCUCCUCCCCUGACCCACCCUUCCAGCUCCACGAUGGUCCCGUGGCUCCCUGCGGCCCCCUGGAUAGCAGUUUUGAUGGUGAUGCUGAGCAGAGGGAUCCAGGGUGGGACUCCUCCAGAGAACCACCUGCUGCGCGCACUGCACGAAUGCUACGCGGAGAACAACGGGACGCAGCGCUACGUCAUGAGAUGCAUCUUUGACCGCGAGGAGUUCAUGCGCUUUGACAGCACCGUGGGCGAGUUCCGCGCGCUCACCCCCAUGGGGCGACCGUGGGCCGAGUCCUGGAACAGUCAGAAGGACUACAUGGAGCGACGGAGGGCCGAGGUGGACACGGUGUGCAGACACAACUACGAGCUGAACCAGGCCUUCACUGUGAAGCGCCAAGUUCAGCCUAAGGUACAUGUGUCACCCUCCAAGAAGGUCAGCCUGAAGCACCAUGACCUGCUGGUCUGCCACACCACAGACUUAUACCCAGGCAACAUUCGAGUCCGCUGGUUCCGGAACAGCCAAGAGGAAACUGCCGGGGUCGUAUCCACCAACUUGAUCCGAAAUGGGGACUGGACCUUCCAGAUUCUGGUCAUGCUGGAGAUGACCCCUCAGCGGGGAGACAUCUACACCUGCCACGUGGAGCACCCCAGCCUGCAGAGCCCCGUCACUGUGGAGUGGAAGGUCGGGUCUGACUCCGCCCGAAACAAGAUGCUGACAGGAGUGUGUGGCCUGGUGCUGGGACUCAUCUUCCUGGCGGUGGGCAUCGCUAUGCAGUUGAAGAGUAAAAAGGCUCAGCCGAGAUCUCCAGGAUCUCCAUAGGCAGGUUCCACCUGCUAUGGUGUCCACCCGCUCCCGACAGUCCACGAGCUGAGCAGAGGCUGGAGAGAUGGCUCAGCAGUUAAGCACUUGCUAGAAUUCCAGAGGACCCCCGUUCAGUCCCCAGCAUCCACGCGCGACAGCUUUCAGCCCCAAAGGAAUGUACAUGUUCUUCUGCCGUCCAUGAGUACACACAUGCACACACACGCACACACACGCAC